Messenger RNA from Bursaphelenchus xylophilus (pine wood nematode), 3361 nucleotides. The record is from the annotation of a GenBank genome assembly. NCBI's taxonomy places the organism in Eukaryota, Metazoa, Nematoda, Chromadorea, Rhabditida, Aphelenchoididae.
AUGGCCGACCUGGACUUUCCGGAUGUAAGUUGCAAUAAAUCCGUGUCGUAAAAAUUGGCGUUACGGGGUAAGGGCUCCAAGAACGACGCUCAGAUUUUGAUUAAACUUGGCACAAAUUUAGAUUAAUCUUUUUUGAGACACAUAUGAGAAUUCUAGCUCGCGGUUUGCAGAAAUGACCGAGGUUUUUAGUUCGAAAGUUGGUAAAAAUGUGAUUUUUUUUGCGAAUUUUAGCAUGAAAAGUUUUGUGGUUGUUUCUACUGCAGAGAUUAAUACUUCUACAAAAAAUUAUUUUUUUUUCAUACAAAACUGACAAAGAUAAGGCCAAAAAGGGUUUUCUCUCUGAUCGCUAUCCGUAUUUCGCGUAUUCUCUCAGCCAAACAGAUCGUUGAAUGUCUCGGCUUCCCUUGCGAAGCCCGAGCUAAAAUUUUUAGGAAUUGAUAUGGAGGCUAUGCCCAAAAUGUGCGCUGAAUUUAAUAAAAAUCUGAGCGUUGCAAUUUGGCGUACUUGCCUCAUUAAAUGUCAAAAUCUAUAUCCAAAUUAAACAGUAAAUAAUUUUUUUUUGUUCGGUGCAAUUUGAUGUACGGAGCUUCCACUUUGUUUGUUAUAGACAGUGUUUGUUGUAAGGCAUUCGUUGAACAGAUUAUUGGCUUUUACUGUAUCUUUACAUAUUUUUAUUUUGCAGGAGGAAGAGGGAACAAAUGAGGGAAUUGUCAGCAGUCUUUUCGGCCCAAGAACGGCAGCAGUAGGUUUAUUUUUCCCCUCUAACUAUAAUACAUAAAUAUUUAUAUACUAUAUACGAUGCGUUCUCCACGAAUUCUCAUCCUUUUUUUCCAGCGUCGUCGACCGGCUAGCGCAACAAAUUUGCCGGCCCGCAAGCCCACCGUCAGCUUUCAGGAGCCUUCGAAGCCCGCAACUUCCGACGUCCGACGUCCCGCACCUUCCUUUGACUCGUCCUCUCCCCUCUCCUUAUCGGUACCAUCACGACCCGCAGCGCUUUCCUCAACGGCACCCAGCUCUUCGCGAACUCUGGACGACCUCUUUUCCACGGCCACAAAACCGCCCGAGGAACGACCACGGACGGCGUCGCGACGUCGCGAAAAUGUGGAAGAGGAGAGAGCGCCGCAAAAAGAUCAUCAACGAGAGGAAAUCGAGAGCCUGAAGAAGGAGUUGUCCACGCUAAGAUACGAGAGGGAACAAGAUCAACAACUGAUAAAUGAGUUGAGGCGGACGAACGAGAACUUACGGGAAGAUCAUGAGAAGGAAUUGAGCAGUUUGAGGAAGGAGUUCAAGUAGGUUAUUCAUCAAACUUCUAAAUUACUCAUGAUGAGUAUUUGAAACGCAGGAGUGACAGAUAAAAGUAUAGUCAACGGUCGGUUUGUGGUUGUAUGCACGGGGAGGCUAGCGGAAGGCUUAGUUAUUAAAAAUAGUAAGAUUGAUCGGGUCAUAGGCGAUGCCACUGUCAAAAUUUUGGCUCCGGCUCUUAGCUCCCAGAGCCGGAGCCGAGGCCAAAUUUGCAGCUCCGGUUCUUGGCUCCGUGCAAAAUUUAAAAAGGCCUCCGGCUCCGAAUCCCGGCUCCUAUGCAAAAUGUUUUUUUAAAGUUUUUUGCCACAAAUUUUGACCUUUUUCUGCGUUAGAACAAUAUCUAGAAUUAGAAAAAUUUAACGUAUUGCAAGUCUUCGCCAAGUCUCCGCCGAGCCUUCGCCGAGCAUCCGCCGACCAUUCAGCGGGUUUGUCAGGCCUUGUAGGCACUUCCAACAGCUUUUUUCUAGUGCCCACUUGCCCUAUCCCCUCAUAUCGAUCGAUUUUGUGUUGACCCGAACUGUCGUCGACCCGAAGAGACGCGACAAUUUUUUAUGCCAGAAUUUGCAUAAAAAUGCCACAGUUUUCAAAAGACGCAUACCAUUGUCACUGCCCUAACUUUUGAUUCAAUUCAGGGCCGAGAUCUCCGACAUGCAAGAGAAAUACGAAGGUCAGCUGCGUGAAGUCCGCUCGAACAUCGAGGAUGACAUUGAUGUUGUAAAAAACGUGAAACGUCAAGAAGAGUAAGCCUGAUUAGCAAUAUGAAAAUUGAAUUUCAGCCAACUAGUGUCGGUGCAGUCGCGUCUCGAGAACUUGGACUACACCUUAAGCUCACUUAAAGACACCAUCAACGCCUUUGGAAACUACAACGAGCCGGUGAAUCGGGUAGUCGAUCUGGCCGAAAAACAAAUCGAAGAUGGAAUGGCGUUGCUGCGGACGGAGAAAGCGGAGUUUCAAGCGAAAAAGGAGAAGAUUCUGGAGACGUUGGAGAGGGAGAUCGAGAAAAUGACAGAGACUUAUUACAAGGAAAUUGCGGAGGUAUGCCGCAGGCUUCGAAAAUAAUCCAUCUGUGAACAAGAUAUCGUGCGAGACCAACAUUUGUUCGCUGUAGAAGGGCUCCGUUUUAAGGAGUUUACUUUACGAUUAGCCUAAGGUUUAUUCAUGCAACUUCUUCAGUGGUUUGCCAUAGGUAGAUCUUUUUUGAGCUUUUUGUACAGAGAUUUUACUAGGGGGUCGGGGAUAUUUGUCACGACUUCGCGUGCGAAUUUGCAUAUUCACACGGAAUGGCCGACAAAUUGGUAUAAAAGGAAGAGAAAUCGCCAGUUAUGAAGGUAUUAAUUUGUGUUUUUGUCUUUUCCCGCUUAUGCGGUUGUGGCCAAUAAAGUCUACUAUAUUUACUAUUUGUCUAUUGAUUUGUCUAUGGUCACAUCGUCUGGAGUCAAUAUCGUGAGUUCACAGUUUUAUUGCCAGAGUCCUCUUGCUUGCGUCUCCGGGUUAGGUAGUGAAUACUAGUAGUCAGGCAAGUUAAGGGCCAUCUUACACCACGACUCAUAGCUAAGUCGUGACAUAUUCGGAAAAACCUAUGUAAUCAACGUUCUCUCAACUUUCAGGGCCGGCAAUGGAUUCUAAACGAGCGAGUUAAACUUGAAGCGGAACGCGAAGCCUUCAAGGAGGAGCAGCAAGAGAUUCUAAGUCAAAUCGAAGAGAGAAAGAUGGCAUUGGACAAGCUGCGAGUAUGUUCUUCCUUCUCCUUUUUAUCUUAUUUUGAUCCCCAUUACAGACUGACUUCGUCUCCAAAGAGCACGAUCUGCUUGUGCGCGUCGUCAACGAACGUCAUCAACUCGACGAGGAGCGGCGAAUGUUCGAACGACAACGGCACGCGGACAUCAAUCGGAUGCGCGCCGAGGCCGAGCAUCUGGAGAAGUGUUUUUUGGAGGUUCAAAGAUCUCAUCAGGCACUCCAAGCAACACAAUUUGAAGUGGAGUUGGAGAGGCGCAAAGUCGCAGAGCUGUAUGAGGAACGGUUGAAGAAAGAGGUUGAAGGGUUUGAGCGAUGGCGGUAG